Molecule: messenger RNA, 3763 nt
Organism: Spizellomyces punctatus DAOM BR117
Lineage: Eukaryota; Fungi; Chytridiomycota; Chytridiomycetes; Spizellomycetales; Spizellomycetaceae
Exons: 17
Coding region: 263-3571 (1102 amino acids)
Biological process (GO): COPII-coated vesicle cargo loading; intracellular protein transport; endoplasmic reticulum to Golgi vesicle-mediated transport
Cellular component (GO): COPII vesicle coat; endoplasmic reticulum exit site
Molecular function (GO): zinc ion binding; SNARE binding
Source: RefSeq, a predicted model, not a curated record
GGGCAACGGCAGCAACGGGGUCGCUCGUUUAACCAUUUCAUUUGUUUGACUUUUGCAUUUCGCUCAGUCCAUUUCGGCCAAGGACGAGGGCUUUGGGAGGAAACUGGGAUUGAGUUUGACUUAUUUUGCAUAAGCUGGCCGACGGUGUUUUCGACAACGAACUGCAAACCACUUCAUCUAGCCGCAAGACGCGCCCCAUCGUAGUGUCAAGUUGUUUGUCGAUAAUUUGGACCAGAUCUUCAAAAAGAAUACAAAAGCAACUAUGGCAGCACCACCACCUCCCAACUAUGGAGCCCAGCGUCCUCCAAUGAUGAAUAACCCGAACAUGAAUCCGCAUCAGGUCCGCCCAGGUCAAGGUCUUCCUGGCGGCCCCAAUGUCCACCCUGGCUUUCCAGGAGGACCGGGAGGUGCUCCACCUUUGCCUGCCGGACAGCCCGGUGUGGGUCAACCAUAUGGCCAACAUAUUCCACCGAACCGCGCUGGAACACCUCAAGGAUACCCUCCUCAACAGCCUGGAAUGCAACCGCAGCCGGGAGGCCCACAGCCAACAGGAUUCAAUUAUGGAAAUUACCCGCAGCCUAAUCGCCCUGCUCCAAAUUACCGUCCUCCAACUGGUCCAGGACACGCAGAUGGAAUGCCCCCAGCUCCCAGUCCAUCGAUGGGACAAAUGCCGCCCAUGGGAAAUGUGGCCCCCAUUCAACGACCUGGGAUGCCUCCUCCGCUUCGACCUCUGACUGGUCACGCAGCAGGCGUUCCAGGUAGUCCGAUGACCGAGUCUCCGACCGCGAGACUUCCACCCAAUUUCAUUCCGCCAAUCAGUGGUACACCGCCGCCACCCGGACCAGGCGUUGCUCCCCCUGGAACGCGUGCGGGAAGGCGUGCAUAUCCUACUGCCGAUCCAUACUCGAACCCAUCAGCGAUGAGUCCUAUGGGUGGUCCGUCACUUGAUCCUUUUUCAGCUCAACUUCCUUCUCCAGAGUAUGGGCGACCAGGGACACCCGCAACGGGAGUGCCUCCGUCUCCACUGCCAGCCCAGGCUCCGCAGUUCUUUAAUCCUGGUCAAGCAGGUGGACAGCAGGCAUCCGUCCCUACCUUUGGCGCUCAACCGGCCGGUCCGCCUGCACCAACGUUUGGGUCGCAACCACAGGGUCAAUGGGCGAGCGGACAGGGUAUGGGCAGUAGCAGCACGUUCAGUAGUCAGUCAGAUCUGGCCCAGGUGACUGGUAGUUUCGGAAACCUUUCAAUUGGCGGUCAGUCAAGAGGGGGGCCGACGUCCGUCAAUUUACUUCAGGGCCCGCCAAACGUGCAAGAGUUUGAUGGUCCUGCACCCACUCCCUGGAUCUCUCCAGAGUCCUCUGUCUCGCAAGCUCCUACUUCGAAUUCAGAUCCUAAGUAUAAGAGGUGUACCAUCAAUGCCAUUCCUCAAACAAUACAGUUGAUGAACAAAUGCAAGAUUCCAUUUGGCUUGUUGGUUACCCCGUACAGGCAUUUGUUGGACGGAGAGGACCCGGUGCCAGUAAUCAAUCCACCGCAGAUUGUUCGUUGUCGGCGCUGCCGGACCUACAUCAAUCCCUGGGUGCAAUUCGUUGAGCAAGGCAGUCGUUGGAAAUGUAAUUUGUGCUUUCUCACCAAUGAAGUACCAUCAUUUUUCGAUUGGGAUCCGGAGACAAGAGGGCAUGUCGAUCGCUUGCAGCGUCCAGAAUUGACACAUGCGGUGGUAGAAUUCAUCGCACCUCAGGAAUAUAUGGUUCGGCCGCCUCAACCGGUAGUGAUGUUGUUUGUGAUAGAUGUGUCGUACGCCGCUGUACAAUCGGGAAUGCUGGCUACAGCGGCAAGAACCAUCCUGGAUACUCUGGACUCGGUGCCAAAUACGGAUAACCGCACCAAAGUGGGCUUCAUAACCGUCGAUAGUGCACUGCAUUUUUAUAAUCUGAGUCCCAACCUUGCCGAACCUCAAAUGCUGGUUGUGUCGGAUUUGGAUGAUACAUUCUUGCCCAUGCCGUAUGAUCUAUUGGUGUCUUUAACGGAAUCGCGAUCGGUGAUCGAAAUGCUAUUACAACGGAUUGGAGACAUGUUCAAAAACACACAAAACGUGGGCAACGUCCUCGGUCGCGCUCUGCAAGCAGCACAUAAGAUGAUUAGUCCAAUUGGUGGAAAGAUUAUCGUUCUUCAAUCUACAUUGCCGAACCAGAAUGAAGGGGCAUUGAAGGCGCGCGAAGACCCCAAACUUUUGGGAACACCAAAGGAGGUUUCACUCUUGCAGCCACAAACAGGUUUCUAUAAGAACCUUGCCGUAUCCUGCUCGCCCACACAAGUAAGCAUCGAUGUGUUCCUUUUCAGUGCGCAGUACGCAGACAUCGCUACCCUAAGCGGAUGCGCCAAGUUCACAGGAGGGUCGGUUUACUACUAUCCUGCCUUCAAUGCCGCUCGGUCCGAGGAUGCUAUGAAGUUUGCACACGAAUUCUCUCACUUCCUAUCACGACCAAUUGGAUUGGAGGCUGUGAUGCGAGUUCGAGCAUCGAAAGGAAUUCGCAUGACGGCAUUCCAUGGAAACUUCUUCCUUCGGUCAACGGACCUCUUGUCAUUACCAAAUGUCAACCCGGAUAACUCGUAUGCUGUGGAAAUGACUCUACAAGAGAACCUAACAACGUCACUGGCAUGCUUUCAAACUGCUUUGUUACACACUAGUAGUAACGGAGAACGGCGAAUCAGGGUCAUCACGUUAGCGGUUCCCGUAACAAAUAACUUGGCUGAUGUGUUUGCCUCCACCGACCAGUUUGCAGUUGCAUCUCUGCUAUCAAAGAAAGCCGUCGAGCGAGCUCUGACGUCGAAAAUCGAGGAUGCGCGAGAAGCUCUGAUGUACAAACUUGAUGACAUUAUGGGCGCUUAUAAAUCGUCCUUCACCACGUCGGGACAAGCUGUGCAGUUGCUCAUGCCAGAUAACCUGAAGCUACUUCCCUUGUUAACGUUGGGAUUGCUGAAGAAUACGGCCUUCCGUUCCACAAGCACGGUACCGAGCGACCUGCGUUCAUACAUUAUGGCAAUGCUGUACGUUCUUCCUCCAGAGAUGUCCAUGGUGCAGAUUCAUCCCAGAUUUUGGGCUUUGCAUGCCCUGGAUCAACAGGCUGGGUUACCUGGUGCGGAUGGGCGAAUUGUGAAACCCCCGUCGCUCAACUUGAGCAGCGAGAAGCUGGAACGACAUGGCCUGUACCUCUUGGAGAACGGAUUCGAGAUUUUCAUUUGGGUAGGACGCGCAGUCGCGCCUGAACUGGUACAAAUGCUUUUCGAUAGGCCAGCAUACGACGCAAUUACUGCUGGAAAGACUACCUUGCCAACAUUGCAAAAUGAUUUCAAUGUACGAGUCAACAACCUUAUCGGCAAAAUACGCGAGGUCCGAAUUCAAAUGAUGACAACCUAUCCACAAUUGUACGUGGUCAAAGAAGAUGGAGAACCAUCUCUUCGUAUGUGGUUCCUAUCGCAGCUGAUUGAAGAUCGCAUCGAUGCAAGUUACUCGUAUCCCCAAUUCUUGGGUGUUUUGCGGGAACGGUUAGGAAAGGUUGGCACUGCAUGAUCGCAAUAGAUUAUAUCUUUACUGCUCCAGAGUCUUUUCAUCGUUUGCCCCGACCAAGCCUAUAAAAGCUUGUAUACUUUGCUUCUCCACAGUGUGCUCGUCGUUGAAGCCAAACCUUGAUGCCAACAAAAAAAAAAAGAAACUCUCAUCAUAGUCGGUAAUGAAUCUGCAUUUGGACAAAUUGCAUCCAGA